GUUGCAAUUAAAAAAAGUAAUUAUUGUGAAAUUAUCUAAGAAUAUACAUCAAGUAGCAAAUUCGUUGAAAUAUAUAUAAUCAAAAAACUGAAUUCCUCAGACAGCUUUGGUAUAAAAUGUUAAGAAUUUUUAGCACCUCCGCUAGAACGCUAAAUGCGACAAAAACAUCUAUAAACAGGCAAUGGGUGGCGAAUAUUAGUACAACAGUUGCCACAGGACAACAAGAAAAAUUGUCAUCAUCGCAAGAAUUUAGACAGAAGCGCGUCAAAUUUAAUAUUAAGACGGAUAAUAUAGAGGGCAGACCAUUAUAUUUAGAUGCUCAAGCCACAACGCCACUGGAUCCCCGUGUUUUGGAUGCCAUGAUGCCGUAUAUGACAAAUUUAUAUGGUAAUCCCCAUUCUCGUACUCAUGCCUAUGGCUGGGAAACAGAACAAGCUGUAGAAAUUGCCCGUGAACAGGUGGCAAAUAUUAUUGGGGCCGAGCCCAAAGAAAUUAUAUUCACUUCAGGUGCUACAGAAUCCAAUAAUGUGGCUGUCAAGGGUGUAGCCAGAUUUUAUGGUUCGAAGAAAAAACAUGUUAUCACCACACAAACUGAACACAAAUGUGUUUUGGAUUCAUGUCGUGCCUUGGAGAAUGAAGGUUUUCGUGUAACUUAUUUGCCUGUCAAGGCGAAUGGUAUAAUUGAUAUGCAGGAAUUGGAUAAAGCAAUGACUCCAGAUACCUCGUUGGUUUCCAUAAUGACAGUUAAUAAUGAAAUUGGUGUUAAACAACCCAUUGCUGACAUUGGUGCUCUUUGUCGUUCGAAAAAGGUCUUCUUCCAUACUGAUGCGGCUCAGGCAGUUGGUAAAAUUCCUUUGGACGUUAACACCAUGAACAUUGAUUUAAUGUCCAUCUCGGGACAUAAAAUCUAUGGCCCCAAAGGUGUUGGUGCUCUUUAUGUUCGCAGACGUCCACGUGUACGUCUUGAACCCAUUCAAAGUGGUGGUGGACAAGAAAGAGGUCUGCGUAGUGGCACAGUUCCAGCUCCUUUGGCUGUCGGUUUGGGAGCUGCUGCAGAAUUGGCACAACGAGAAAUGGAAUAUGAUACGAAAUGGAUUGAAUUUUUAUCGAAACGUUUGUUGGAUCGCCUAACGUCAGAAUUGCCUCAGGUAAUACGUAAUGGUGAUGCCGAACAAACAUAUAGUGGCUGUUUGAAUCUUUCAUUCGCCUAUGUCGAGGGUGAAUCCCUAUUAAUGGCUCUUAAAGAUGUAGCCUUAUCUUCGGGCUCAGCUUGUACAUCCGCAUCAUUGGAGCCAUCUUACGUUUUGAGAGCUAUUGGUACCGACGAAGAUUUGGCACACAGUUCGAUUAGAUUUGGUAUUGGUAGAUUUACUACUAUGGAAGAAGUCGAUUAUAUAGCCGACAAAUGCAUAAAACAUGUGGAACGUCUUCGUGAAAUGUCACCUUUAUGGGAAAUGGUACAAGAAGGCAUUGAUAUAAAGACCAUACAAUGGUCACAACAUUAAAUAGUGUAGCUUAAACUUUAUAAACAUAUACUUAUAACGACUGCUUGUAUAAAUCUAUACAUAUAUAUGAAAAAUUA
Molecule: messenger RNA, 1582 nt
Organism: Calliphora vicina (urban bluebottle blowfly)
Lineage: Eukaryota; Metazoa; Arthropoda; Insecta; Diptera; Calliphoridae
Gene: Nfs1
Product: Nfs1 cysteine desulfurase
Exons: 6
Coding region: 117-1505 (462 amino acids)
Biological process (GO): [2Fe-2S] cluster assembly
Cellular component (GO): nucleus; cytosol; mitochondrion
Molecular function (GO): cysteine desulfurase activity; pyridoxal phosphate binding
Source: RefSeq, a predicted model, not a curated record